Molecule: messenger RNA, 3832 nt
Organism: Symbiodinium pilosum
Lineage: Eukaryota; Dinophyceae; Suessiales; Symbiodiniaceae
Source: the annotation of a GenBank genome assembly
GAAUUUGGCCGGAGAGGACAUCCUCAAGGGCCUGCUGGCGGUCUCGGAUCGCACCUUUAUGGCGCGGCAUGCAGAGCCCACCGAUGAUAGCUCUUCGCCAUGGUCAUCUUCCAGAUUUUUCUGGUUUGAUGCGGCUAAGUUCAGUUUGUUCCUCUAUUUCGCACUCUACAUCUCCUCGAUCGCUUCCAUGUACUUCCAUAUCUCGAGAGUGGAGCCUGGGGAUGAGAAGCCCACCCCCGGCCACGUCAAAGGCAAAAGCUGUCCCGAAGAUGAGCUUUGGCAGAGCAGGUCUUACCUGAGUUGGGUUUCCGUGAGCUGGCUCAACCCUAUGAUGGCACGCCUGGGCCACUCCUGGGACGGAGCCAUGUCAAAGUGUCAUCCCGAUGAGCUCCCACCUGUAAGCUCAUCGGAGUGGCAGGCAGCUCUGCAGUGUGAACGCUUCCAGACGCUCUGGGAAGAAGAGGUGCAUGAGAACGGGGAAUCGGCGAGCAUCAUGCGAGUGCUUUGCAAGCUUUGGGGCUACCGACAGCUCCUCUGGCUCCACACGUGUGUCUCCGUUCGCGUGGUGAUAGGCAACCUGUAUCGAGUGUACCUCAUCCAGGCAUCUGUGAGCUACUUCUUGUCAUUGAGGGCAGAGGUGCACGGGAAGAACGGCAAUUUUCCAGACAUGACCCAACCGAUCUUGCUUUCCAUCCUUGCCUUCUCAGUACAACCACUCUUGUCCGCUGUACUGUCCUCCUUCGAAGCCAACUUCUCCAUGCAGUUUGACCAGAGCAUUGCCGGAGUGGCCGUGGCUGUUUUCAAGAAGACGCAGCGUUUGCCGGCUUCGGUGCUGAGCCAAGGCAGCCAAGGCAGGGCGCUUGGGAAGGAAGCGAAGCCAAACGCAAUGAUGGUAAUAGACCAUGACGUGUUUGGCAACUUCAGUGGGCUUGCUGUCCAAGUGUCCUUGGCCAUCAAUGCCAGUUUGACGGCUGUCGUGCUACUUGUGCUCCUGGCCGUCAAGCUACGGCUUGCCAUGCUCUUUUGCUUUGCUGUGGUUAUCCCGGCCUUCCUUACCUUGAUGAAACUCACCGGGGCCAUGGAGAGUAACAUGAUGCAUCUCCAGGAGGUGCGGGAUCACCGUGUCUCUUUCCUCCGUGAGGUGUUGAAAGGGAUUCGCACUUGCAAGAUCUACACCUGGGAAAGUGCCGUGGAGGAGGAGAUCUCGACAAUCCGGAAGAAAGAGCUGCAGUUGUUGGGCACCUACUUUCGCCUGACAAGCCACCUCGACGUUCUCUUCGGUCUUUUUCCAAGGUUCAUGACCUGCGCUGGUGUGUGGGGUUUCCUUCGCACCUACGGCGGCAGUGACAUCGCUCUUAUCUUCGGGUGCCUUCAGAUCCUAGCUUUACUGAGGACUGAGAGCGUCGCAGUCUCCGCAGGCAUCCAGCGCAUCGUCGCUGUCCGUACCUCUGUCAUGCGCGUAGAGAGCUUUUUGAAGCAGGAAGAGACCCCCGUGCUUCCGGGAGCCGCCAUCCCUGAGUGGGUGGAGGUAACGAGUGCGAAGCAGAGGUCAGGACAUCAGCCCAUUCUGAAGAUUCAGGGCAGCUACUUCUGUGACAGAGGCAAUACGUCCCUGGCACUGCAUAGCCUCGAUGUGGAGGUGCAAAGGGGUGAGUUGGUGGCGGUCGUUGGUGGCGUAGGCUCGGGGAAGAGCACUUUGCUCGAAGCCGCCCUUGGGGAACUCCAUCCAGUCUCACAAAAGACGGCCUUCUUAUCCAGACCGGAAGUCUGCGGAUACAGUGCCCAAGUACCCCACCUCGCAGAGGGUACCUUGCGGGACAACAUCCUGUUUGGCCAGCCCUAUGAUGAGGCCCGCUACCGGAAAGUGGUGGCUGCUGCGGGCCUGCUACCAGAUCUCAAGUUCCUGCCAGGCCGAGACGAGGCCUUCAUUGGGGCCGGUGGCAUCAGCCUCUCUGGUGGCCAAAGGGCACGCGUGUCCCUGGCGCGGACGGCCUACAAUUUGAACGCUGAGCUCGUGCUUUUGGAUGAUCCUUUCAGCUCGUUGGAUGCACCGACAGCCAUGUGGAUCUUGGAGGAGAUGAACAUGUUGGGUUCGGUGAUCAUGUUUGCUGUGGUGCUGCUCAUCUUCCUGUUUAGCGAUAUCGCAUUGGCCAAUGCCACCAACGCGUUGACAUUGGAUCCACGAGCAGAUACAGGUCCCUACUUCCAAGCCUAUUUGUUCUGGAUCUUUCUGAGCAUCCUCGGGGUGUACUUGGGCUGGAUCUGUGGAGCAUGUUUUUCUCUUUGCCUCUCAAGAAUCAUUCACGACAGGGUGGUGCAACAAUUGCUCCAUGCACCCAUCGAUCGUUUCUUCGACAAGCACCCGGUCGGCCGUAUCAUGAGUUGCUUGACCAUGGACAUGACUGAGAUUGAUCUUUCUUUGUAUCUGAAGGCUGCUACUGGCAUUGUGGUCCUUCUCGAGACGCUGGUGCCGCUUGCGUACGUAAAUUUCAUUAUGCCCCGCUAUAUGUCGUUGGUUGCAAUUCCAUUUUGCUGCAUAGUCUCUGUGCUGCAUUUCCAGUAUCAAAAUACGGGCGUUUCGCUGCGCCGUUGCUUCAAAAAGUGCUCUUCCCUGUUGCAGAGUCACCUGUCAGACGUCAUGACCAAUACGGUUGUAGUACGCGGCUUUGGAGAGCAUCACCGCCUGGCGGCACAGUAUGCUCGCAGCGUGGAUGACCGUUUGAAGAUUCAGCUCACAGGGGAGCGCCUCAUGAAGCGCUGGCUUUGCAAUCGUGUGAACUACAUGUGGACUUUCUACAACUCAAUGACUUACAUCAUCGCCCUCUAUAGCGUUUCAUGGUUAGGCCCUGGAUACCUGGGCAUCGCUCUGACCAACUUGCUGCUGAUCCAGUCUAUGCUUGAACCCAGCAUGGAACUCGUGGCCGGGGCCCUCUUCGAAAUGAUUUCUUUAGCCCGGGUGCAUGAGUACACUUUGGUUGUGCAGGAAAAAGCAUUCUACACUCCCGAGGAUGCCAAGCUUCGCAGCUAUUCUGCACGCUUCGAGGCUUCCCCUCCGCUCACCUUCAGGGAAGCAAAGGGAGAGAUCGAGGUCUUGGCGAACGGGGAGGUCUUCCUGAAUUCCUCCCCUGAUGGGAGGUUGGAUGUACAGGACUUAACCGCGGGCUAUGCAGAAGUACCUCAGGAUAUCCUGAAAGGCGUGACUUUCAGCGUAGAGCCACGCAAGAAAGUGGCAGUAGUCGGCACGACCGGUUGCGGGAAAUCCAGCUUGCUACUGGCCCUUCUGCGCAUCAUUGAGCCACGUGGUGGCAAGAUCCUUAUCAAUUCUGUCGACACUCGACAGAUUGGGCUGGCCACUCUACGCGGCUCGCUCGGCUUGGUGCCGCAAGACCCCAUGCUGUUCACGGGCACGUUGCGUUUCAAUUUGGAUCCAUUCAACGUCUACACUGAUCAGCGCAUCCGGAGUGCCAUACAGCUCGCACAGCUGGAUGCUUGCUUGAAGAAGCUGCCUGGAGGCCUUGACCACGCGGUAUCAGAGGAGGGAGGAAAUCUCAGCUUCGGCCAGCGGCAGCUGCUAUGUCUGAUACGCAUGGUUUUGAGGCAGCCGGCUGUGUUGCUGCUGGAUGAAGCAACCUCUGCAAUCGAUCCGGCCACACAAGAGGCCGUGCAGGAUACCGUCAGCAAAGCUUUCAGUACCUCGACGAUCUUGGCCGUGGCACACCGCUUGGAGACCAUCAUGGAGUUUGACCAGGUUCUCGUGCUUGAAGAGGGCGCAGUGCAGGUGGUCGCAGCCAAGUCUGUUGGCAUCUUCAAGCAUAUGCUGGAGAGUGGAUGA